Molecule: messenger RNA, 786 nt
Organism: Cavenderia fasciculata
Lineage: Eukaryota; Evosea; Eumycetozoa; Acytosteliales; Cavenderiaceae
Exons: 5
Coding region: 1-786 (261 amino acids)
Source: RefSeq, a predicted model, not a curated record
AUGUUAAACGGAAGAGAAAAGAAUGGAGAUUUGAAUAUAAAUUGGAAAGAGUAUGCAUUGGGUGCAAAUCAUUUCAAGAGAAAGACUGUUGGUUUUGGAAAAUAUGAUAAACGUGAAAAGGAAUAUGAAAAGGCAAUACAUAUAAGAGAAAUGUCAAUUAUUCAAGGUGGCAUUGGAUGUGCAAUUUGGGAUGCAGCUAUCAUAUUCUCUAGAUGGGUUUACAAAAACACUCAAGUGUUUGAUGGUCAAAAAGUAUUGGAACUUGGUAGUGGUGUUGGUUUACCUGGUAUUCUUGCUUCAUACUAUGCCGCACAUGUUACUUUGAGUGAUUAUUUACCUCCUUUGAUUGAAAACCUUCAAUACAAUGUAGAUUUAAAUGCUAAACAAAAAAAUGAUGGAUCUGAUGAUGAAGAGGAAGAUGAACAAGAACAAGAGGAAGGAACAACUGAACAAAAAAUUGAUAUUAGAAAUAGAAUUGAUAUUAAAUUAUUAAAUUGGGAUGAAAUUGAUAAUAUUGAAGUAAAGGAAGAAGAUAAAUAUGAUAUUAUAUUUGGUAGUGAAUUAACAUAUAAUGAUGGUAUGUUUUACGAAAUUCUAUCCGAUGAUCGAGAUGGCGUGUCAUACUUUAUCGAAAAGAUGACCCAACUCGAAUUCGCUUCACAUAUCGUUCCAGUACCAUCCCAUUUCCUCGGUAGCUAUGGUACCAAACAAAGAGAGGAAACCUAUAAAUUCUACUCUUUCUAUUACUCUAAAAAUCAAAAUAUCGUUCAUCCAUUUUGUCAAUAA